GGCCUGCUUCGGUCGCCCACGGAGGCGGCGGCGGCAGGAGCGGCCGGAGCGGCCGUUUCGAAGGCGACGGUGGAGAGACCCGCACCCCCCGCGCCGGGCGCCGAGAGAGAAUUUCCGAGGGCGACAUGAUGAGGCCCGAUCGCGUCGCUCGUUGCCAGCUCUCGACUCGACAUGGGACGCCUUGAGGCGGGACGCGGCGAGCGCUCUGCUGCCGGCAGCCAGCCCCUGCUGGGACACCCUGUGCAACAGAGCUUCAUAGCUCAUCGGAUUCGUCCAGUCGAAAUCAAGGCUCCGACUGGAGACGCUCCACGGAUGAGGAACGGUGCUUGAACCGCGUGGCGCGCACAACUUGUGGCCGUGGGGGGUUUCAGGAAUCCCAUCGCGAUCCGAGUAUGGCCACCAAGAAGAAGCCGCGCACUCGAUACCGACAGCCCGUGUACUGGUCGGCCGACGAGUCGAGAGCCAUCAUCGCGAUCAUAUCCGACCUCGGCGUCGUGGCGGAACUGGACAAAAAGAGGCAGCGAAACUUCGCCAUCUUCGAGCAGGUGCGGCAGCUGCUGUCGGCGCGCGGCAUCUACCGCACCAUCCCGCAGGUGCGCGAGAAGUGGAAGAAGCUCAAGGAGAAGUUCCUGGCGGCUAAGGCGAGGGCGUUGGGGAGCCCCGAGGGGCUGCCCACGUUCCCCUACAUGGCCGAGAUGGAGGAGCUGCUGGGCUCACGGAGGGGGCCCUCCGACCCACGGCCCCACGAGCUGCUGCGUCCCUUCUCUCCAUUGGCGGCGCGCGGGGACCACAGCUUCCACGACGACGCCGAUUUCGGGGUGACUCCGGGCCCGUCGGGGUCACAGUUGGACUGCUCGACGCGCUCGGCCCAGCACCAAGAGUCGUCCUACAUCGAGACGGAUGAGGAGGAGUCCGAGGAUGAUUCUGAGGUAGAUGACUUUGAGGAGGAGGAGGAGGAAGAGGAGGAUGAAGAGGAGGAGGAGGAGGAAGAGGAGGAGGGCUACUCAGAGCUGGAGGAUGACGGUCAGCCCGUUGUGAACACGGUGGAUCCGGAGUGGGCCGACGUGGCCCCUGCGAACGACGGCAGUGGUGGCGGCGGAGGUGGUGGCAGCUGGGACGCGCGGCCACCAUCGCCCUUCUCCUCUCCCUCCUCCUCGUUGCUGCUGCACCGCUCGCGCAAGUCGGCAGAGGGAGGCGGCGCUCACCGGUUCCGAGACCGGCUCCCCCACCCACCACGGGGUCAGUUCCCGCAGGUGCGCUGGGAGGAUCUCUCCGCCGAUGGCCGCAUGAUCCUGCUCUGUCACCAGGAGACGAUGCGCUUCCUGCGGAGGGAGGCGCGGCGGAACGAGCGCGAGCGCCAACGGAGCCAGCGCCGUCGUACACGCGUGGCUCAGCAGGUGGUGGACGCGUUUGCCAACGCCCUCUCCUCGCUCGCCUCAUCGCUGCUGGACCCAGCCAAGAGGGACCCGGACUCCGUGGAGUCGCGCGCUCCGCCUGACCGGCCCUCCAAUGGCAUCGUCCGGUAGCCGUCAUCAGGGCCCAAGCCUCAGUCCUCCCUGCCAAGUGAAUUAUUGCCAGGGCCGGAUUGCGAGCCGGAUGAUUGCGAGUAGUCCCCUCGGAUUCGCUUCGACUCGUCGUGGACUGCUGCAGGGCCAAGCUAGGGCAAGGCUUUGCGUGCAGUCCAUGUGCCUGGGACACGCCUGACGAUCCCUGUGACUCGGACGCGCCUGACGCUCCCGUCCCGUGGGAUGUUACCCAAUUUGGCGAUUCCACCUACGUUUCGGCACACACCCUUGUUGGAGUGGUCAUGGUGCCCCCCCUACUUUCAGGUGCGUGAGCGCUAUCUGGAUGUGCUUCUGCGGCCGUCUGGAACGCCUCUUCCUUCCGACAUGAGGAAGCCACUGGAGCUAUGCACUUUUAAAUCAUCUAGAUUGAUAAACUAAUUUCUUUUAGAACUAGAUUUUUGUGUUUAGUAUGUUGUCCUUUCCCCCGCACCUACGUUUGGCUACGUACGGUGCAAAAUAACUUGAACAUACAACGUACAUACAACAUACAUACAUACAUGCGAGCCACCGUUUAAACUCACGUCACGUCGGCACACGCCACGGUUACACGCGUGUUUUCCCUUCACAUGAGUCAGCUGCUGCAGAGACACGGGGAGGAGCACGGCAAAAAUACUCGGCGCUCGCAGGUCACCAGCCAUGCAGGAGAUGGCUUGUCAGACCCCAGCAGAAUCGCAUCGAUCAUUUACUUCUACAUAUCAGCAUAAACCAUUUCCCAUCCCGAUGACGUACGCAUACAUAAGUGUACAUUUUCGGAACGGGACCGAGAGAAAAACUAAAAUAAAGUAACUUUAUCGACAGCGAGGCUCCCACAAGGCCACGGUGGGAGGGGUGCGUGGCACAGUUUGGCCGUCGUAUCGCUAUGGUUCUCUGCGGUGAGUAACAACGUCUUUACAAAUCAACGGUGUUACUACAACUCUCUAAAUAAAAUUAACGCUGAAUCACUCGCGCGUUCCGACAUUCAGCGGUGAACGGAACCCCACCUACCCUGCAAGCUUGCAGUGCAUCUCGGAACAGGAAAGGGUUAAGAGAGAAUCUUUGCUCUGUUCGGAACUGAAUUGUUCCAGUAUUACUUUUUUAUAUUGUAAAUGACAAGACGUUAUUACAGAUAAAGUAUUUGUAUAUCUGUAGAGUAGGUUGACUUGGUGAUAAAGGGUGUGAUGGCAAGGCCAACAUUAAUCGUUCGCAGCCAGCAUAGAAAGAAAUGAAGGACAAAGCACAUACAUUACAUUUCAGGCAUGGAUUCCUUGUAAUUUUAAGGUCUUUGAUUUUUUUUAAUUUAUUAUUUAUUUCGUAAUACUUUUUUUGCUAUUUUCCUGCCUUUGUUAUUUUUUCAGAAUCAUAUUCUCUCUUUUUGUACUUACAUUUUUCACGAGUUAUAUUUAUGAGUUUUCAUUCGAGAGAGACAUGUGAUGUAGAAAUAUUUGAUGAGAUAUCGUUUUCUCCACGUUUUUUGGUCGAGCCAUUUUUAAACACCUACAUGCCCAUUUAAAACGUGUCUGAAAAUGUAAAGAUUAAAAGCGUGAAGAUUCGGUAACACCCCGAUUUACGUCUGCCGCCUUGUUAUGUUGGUUUAGCAAAUUGGCUUUGCUGGUUAAACAAGCAGAGUAAGAGGCGCGCCUCGCACGACACGCAACACGCGUUGCUGAAAGACGCCACCUAAGACGAAUCGCGCUGUACGAAGCCUAAUCCUCAUAGACAUUGUACAUGUUAUGGGGGUGUGCCUUACUGAAGAAAAAUUUAGGAUAAUUUCAUUAUUUUAGGCCUGGAUACAUACAAAAUACGUAUAAAUGUAAUACUGAAUAAUAACUUUAUCACCACCGCUACCCGAUGAACGUCACCUCAACCCCCAAACAUUUAACGUCGCUGACGGCAUCGUCCGUCCCGUAUCCAUCGCCUCUCGGCCUUUGCCACCACCACCCACUACGACUACUACCCCUGUUAAUCACUUUGAUUUAUGCCGUUUAGAUAUUAGUCGUCGCGCCUUUCAGGAACGCAUCCUCUCCCGACGUGAACCAGAGGGGUAUCGCUGUAUUUGUUCUUGUUCUGCCUGGUGGAUAACGUACGGUUUCAUUGCAGCUCAUUCCCAUGUCCUGGGACCUGUCAAUUAUGGCCGCACCAUGCCGUGGUUCCCCAUCGUUAGCCAAGCCCUUGAAUGAAUCCACCGCACGGAAGUUGCGAAUUCAGCUGGCAAUGUCGUGGUCACGCUACCUGCACUCGCGUUCAUUGCGAGCUUCGUGGCUCACUAGAACCAUCGUGCUCCGCCAGCCUUCCGCUAAAAUGCCUCCUCGUGAAAAACAACAACCCGCCACCGCCUUCGGUGAUGCUCCUGUGAACCGUUCCUUCCACGUGCCCCUACAUUUCUUUCGUGUGCGCGGCCAUUCGUGCGUUUACAAUUGUUUUACAUUUUUCGUUGAAAGUGUCUUAAUUUUUUUAAGAGCUGCACUCGCGAAUAGAUUUGCCGUUUUUGAACUCGCCCGUGCCAUAUGUUUGGCGGCGGCAGAGUUUACGGUCGAAGGUGCCACGCAAACGGGGAAUGCGCUUCUUCGCAGCUAUUGCUGCAGGCCAUCCGCAAGCGAAAGCCAUUCACACCGAAGUCCUUUGGCUCGGCUCCAGCCAAGGGAAUGGAGCUUUCUCAACGUCCGCUGAAACGUCAUGCACAUUGCAGUCGCUAAUUCCAUUGCUAAUUCCAUCCUGUGUUCCCUCUCACCAACGCACAAAGUGUCGUGCUUUGCAUUGACCGCAGCUUUCAAAAUUUGGCCUCGAUCUUCGGGAUGAGGUCCAUGGUGCUCUAAUUUCCAUUUUCUAGAUGUCCCCUCCCGCCACCCCUUCCUCCAUUAUCCCGGUUUCUUGAUUGCCCGAAGGCCAAAUUCUGUGUUCUCGUCCGUAACAACUCUGCCAAUAUUGGACCACAACAAGCGUGCAUGUGUUAGCGAGCUGUCGAUUAACCGUUAAAUCGCUUACAAAAUGAGCCGUGGGUUGCAGCAGCUUUGGUAUUUGAGCAGUUUCAAAAUGUUAAGUACACACAUCUACAGUUUUGGUUAAAAUUGCAGAUGAAGAUUUCGUUAAGGUUCCCAGCUAAAUACAAUGCCACAGCAGUAGUUGCUGUAAAUCCAUGUAUUGUAAUAUGCACGUUAGUGUAACAUACAUGCACGUAUGUGUGUGUCCAUAUACAUUUACACAGAAGAAUUUAUAUAACCGAAUUAUCUCUUUACGUACACACACAUGCAUCAUCCUAUGUGCCUAAAUGUCGAAUAUUUCGUCUGCCCCUAUUUACAACGCAUAGUUUAUACACAGACUUUGCACCAUAGCGCAUAGUAAUGCAUAAUGCAUAUAGUAUUUAUGUCAAUAGUUUUCUAUGUAUUUGCCUGUUAAUAAGUUAAGUUUUGCUGUCAUGUCUCUUUAAAGCAUUGUUACUGCUUACAUUUGUAUUUUCUAAUGGACAUUAGCAUACAGAAUGUUCAAAUAUACUAUUCUGAGGCAGUAUUGCUGUUGACGUUGGCUUCAAGCCUUUUAAAAUGCUGUGUUGAUGUAACACAUCGGUUAAGACAAUAACGCUCGCUAGGUCAAUGUGGAAUAUGUGAAACCAAACUGAUGAUUUUGGUGCGAUAGGAAUAUAUGAAGCCAGCAUGAUGGUGCAAUGCUAGCGCUCGUGCCUCACAACAAUGAGCAACUGGGUUUGAUUCCCAACAGGGGCACUUUUCCACGUGGAGUUAAAACUAAAACAAUUUUUUUUUAAUUCACCAGGUACGAGCCCACUGAGCUGUAUAUCUCUUUUUCAGAAGCGACCUGGCUAUCACAAAUGAUAGCUUAACGAAGUGGCUUAUUAUCAUCAUGUGGAAAUGUAUAGCAGCCAAAUCCUUAAAACUCUUGUUUCUAAAUGUGGAGGGAAAAACCGGAGGACCCGGACAAAAUUCCACAUGACCACAAGGAGAGAGACAUAUAUACUCUAGAUAUACAGCAGGUGUCAGCUUCAGGAUCAAACCCACGACCUGUCUACCAGGCGAGGUAGUUAACAUCUAGCCACCAUGGCGCCAUUUUACUCUCCCUCUGUCCUGCAUUGAUUUCCUCCGGUCUUGAGGAUCCACAGUGUCCUCCCAGAGCUGAAACCAAAAUAAAAUAAACUAUUGAAUCUAUCCGGUAUUGGCCAAACAUCCCCAAUCCUGAAUAAUUACUUGCAAGUAUGACUCGAUGGGGAUUACAUGCAGCAGCAACAUUGCCCCGUUACUGUGGUAACUUGGCCAGGAACAUCUUGAAAAAGAGCCUUGAGACUCGGUGAGACAUUCCUAGGUAAACAAGCAUAGUAACAACAAUAAUACUAUAGUUUUUCCAGUUGAAUUUUUUUUUGUCCACGACGACUGGGGGACCCAGGCUGUGCCAGGCCAGGGAGCGACGUUGAGGCCAUGUGGUCUCCAUCCCCUGCAUCCUGCAGUCACAGGAGUGGGUGGUGCGAUGUGACCUAAACCCCUUUUCCCAUUCUGAUGAUGACUUAGGUGUACGUCAUCGGUUUUCUACUAAAAAUAAAGCGACUUUAUCAUUACCGAGGCUCUCAGAAGGCCACACAGGAGCGGGGCGUGUUGCACAGUUUUAGCGCCAGCUAUUAUAGAGAGGGGGCGGUCGUGUCGCUACAGUUCUCUGCGGUGAGUAACGUCUUAAAAAACUACGGGCACUACUACGCUUCUCUAAAUAAAAUGUACGCUGAACACGCUUCACACGUUCCUAGAUUUGGCUGCGAGUGUGAACCUAUUCUUAACUAACGAGCGUGUGCUUUAGAAGAUGUUGAUUUGGUCGUGGGUUAUGUUAAGAAAAUUGACGUCUUGGUAUUUUCCCCGCACAGCAACUUGGGUGUUUUUAACACUUAGCCCUGACCGGCCGGGAAGCUAAGUAAUGCACGUGAACGUGGCAGCGCUGUGCGCCCCUUUCUGGCUUGCCCCCGUGACGUCGCGGACCGGUAGCCACUCUUCCCCAGUGCCACGCGUGUACGGUUCAGCUUGGAGCGGAGAGCACGCUGGGGCGGGUGGUCCCCGGCUUUUGGGGUAAGCGGGAGACGUGCUGCCCGGCUAGCGCCGUGGGAAUGGAUGGCAUUGUACGUAUGUUGACCUGCUUACCAGGCGAGGUAGUUAACAUCACACCAACACGGUACCCCAAUUCAAGAUGGUGCCCAGGGAUGCACACCCAGGCUCUCUCGUUCCUCCUCAACCCACCGAGAGAACAGUCGUGACUUUGAGGUCCAAUUUAAUAUUGGAACAAUCUUGAUAUGUUAUGUAUGUUACUGUAUGUUGAAUGUAUGUCUUUUGCCGCAUGCGAAGCCGACCGUGCUAAUCGCAGUAUGCGUUCACCCCGUCCGUGAUGCCCACACUACACCAGCACCAUCUCGAAGCUCGUGGAAACUGAGCACGAGCCGGUUUAUGGGGGCGGUGGGGUGGUGACACUCGCGCUGCCUCCUGGCAACGGUUCCUCCGGGCUGUCCUUCCUCCCAUCGCUAUAAACAAACAACACACACACGAUAUAUAUAACUGCUUGCCAAACCACGCCCAAAUGCUAAAAAAUGUUGCUGCAAAUUAGUCAAAUUUGCAGAUUACGCACAGCAACAGCAGCGUCGCCCCCAUACUGUGAACACUUUGGCAAGACCCUCAAGGAAAGAGCCUUGAGACUCGGUGAGGCUCUCCUGGUCAACAGAACAGAACACAGGUGCGCCUCGCAUCGCGCGCGAUGGAGUCGAAUCGCGCUCAACAGCCUAUUGUCCCGUUGACAUGGUCCACGUGUGUGUGCGUUACCGAAGAAAAAUUCAGUCUUCUAUUUAAUUAUUUAGCCUUGGAUAUAUACAUUAAUACGUAUACAUGUACUUAAUAAUAAUAAAUAAUUCAGAUGAAAACGAAUACUACUUAGAAAUUUUACCUAAUAAAAGAGUAAUUUCAGGACAUCAAGGAUUCUGUUGGCUGCUUGCAGCAGCGUGCACGUGAUGCGGACAACCGGCGGCAGAUCUACGACGGCUCGGCCUCGCCCGUGACACUGAGAGAUGCGUAGCCCGAGUGCCAAGUACACCCCGACAACAUGAAUCGCGUUUCUGCGAAUUCGCACUCUGGGGAGGCGCGCUGUCGUGCACAGUAGACCCUCGUUUCUCGCCAUGAGGGAUACGUUCUCGAGAUGCUCGUGAACAGCAAAUUCUCUCAUCACUUUAUCGCUCAUCACUUUAUCUCUCAUCACUUUCUCUUAGUGCAGUCGUGUAGAGUCCCAGAUGUGAAUCGGGGAUAGACAAGUUCGUGAAUAACGAGGGAAUACCAUACCAGUAUUUAACCGUUCUGUCCGUGUACCAUGUAUGUACGCGCACGAUGAAACGCAUAUUUUUGUUUACACAUUUCUUACGUAAAAAUAUAUAUAUACGUGAGCAAUCGUGAGGCAAGACUGAAUUCAAAGCACAGCGGAUCAGUAUUAAAGUUUGGGGUUGAACUUGGCGUUUUUCUGUCGGUAGUUUGUACACAGCAGCAGGUGUAGCAUGCACAAUGUGUUGUCAAUGGUCAUAUGUAAAUCGCAUAUUUUAGGGUGCUCAAUUAAAGCCACAUUUUAUAACUUCCUGCGAACUUUUAUUACCCGCGUUUGUUAUGGUGGUCAAAUGGGUUGGCCACAGAAUCGUCCUGAAUAACUGAAGCAUUAAUUUAAAACCACUUUUGUGCUCCGUUCGUAUACAGACAUUGGAACUGGUGUGUUGUUCAUUAUGAAGAGGAAAGUAAGUUUAAUACAGCAUCUCUUUCUCUUGUUUUCAA
Lethenteron reissneri (Far Eastern brook lamprey) is the source of this 8326-nucleotide messenger RNA. RefSeq lists its product as uncharacterized. The record is from RefSeq and is a predicted model, not a curated record. NCBI's taxonomy places the organism in Eukaryota, Metazoa, Chordata, Hyperoartia, Petromyzontiformes, Petromyzontidae.